This is a messenger RNA of Amorphotheca resinae ATCC 22711, 6849 nucleotides long. RefSeq lists its product as hypothetical. The record is from RefSeq and is a predicted model, not a curated record. Bases 1 to 6849 code for a protein of 2282 amino acids. Gene Ontology annotation, biological process: fatty acid biosynthetic process. Lineage: Eukaryota; Fungi; Ascomycota; Leotiomycetes; Helotiales; Amorphothecaceae. The transcript is spliced from 5 exons. Gene Ontology annotation, molecular function: metal ion binding; acetyl-CoA carboxylase activity; ATP binding.
AUGGCUGAAGUCAAUGGUCAUGCCGGCAAGGCGCACACCAACGGCACCGUUCCCGUUGCAAACGGCCACGUAUCAUAUGCUGCGAAGCACAAGCUGGCAGACCACUUCAUCGGAGGUAACAGGCUGGAAAACGCAGUUGCAGGCCCGGUGAAGGACUUUGUAGCUGCCCACGAUGGUCAUACCGUCAUCACGAAUGUCUUGAUUGCCAACAAUGGUAUUGCGGCAGUGAAGGAGAUUCGAUCAGUGCGGAAAUGGGCCUACGAGACCUUCGGCAAUGAACGGGCAAUUCAAUUCACCGUCAUGGCCACGCCCGAGGAUUUGCAGGCCAAUGCGGAUUACAUCCGAAUGGCAGAUCAAUACGUUGAGGUUCCUGGAGGGACGAACAACAACAACUACGCCAAUGUGGAAUUGAUUGUGGAUAUUGCUGAACGCAUGAACGUACAUGCUGUUUGGGCUGGAUGGGGUCAUGCUUCAGAAAACCCAAAGCUGCCGGAAUCCUUGGCUGCGUCGCCGAAAAAGAUCGUUUUCAUCGGUCCUCCAGGUUCUGCGAUGCGAUCCCUCGGUGACAAAAUCUCUUCCACAAUCGUUGCACAACAUGCGCAAGUUCCCUGCAUACCGUGGUCUGGGAGUGGUGUUGAUCAGGUCGAGGUGAACGAGGAAGGCAUUGUCACAGUCAGCGAUGACGUUUAUAUGAAGGGUUGCGUCCAAUCCUGGCAGGAGGGUCUCGCGAAAGCGAAGGAGAUUGGCUUCCCAGUCAUGAUCAAGGCGUCAGAAGGUGGUGGUGGGAAGGGUAUUCGUAAGGCCGAAAAGGAGGAAGGUUUUGAGGCCCUUUACAAGGCCGCGGCCAGCGAAAUUCCCGGAUCGCCAAUCUUCAUCAUGAAGCUCGCAGGCAAUGCCCGACAUUUGGAGGUUCAACUAUUGGCUGACGAGUACGGAAACAACAUUUCGCUCUUUGGCAGAGAUUGUUCCGUCCAACGAAGACAUCAGAAGAUUAUCGAGGAAGCCCCCGUCACGAUUGCGAAGCCGUCAACCUUCCAAGCUAUGGAGAAGGCAGCGGUUCGUCUGGGUCGCCUGGUGGGUUAUGUCUCUGCUGGUACCGUCGAAUACCUCUACUCGCAUGCGGACGACAAGUUCUACUUCUUGGAAUUGAACCCCAGAUUACAAGUAGAGCACCCAACUACUGAGAUGGUCAGUGGAGUCAACUUGCCCGCCGCGCAGCUUCAGAUUGCUAUGGGUCUCCCGCUGCACCGAAUUCGCGACAUCAGAUUGCUAUAUGGGGUCGACCCACAAACUUCCAGCGAGAUCGAUUUUGAUUUCUCGAAGGAGAGCAGCUCACAAACGCAACGCCGUCCCACCCCCAAGGGCCACACAACGGCCUGCCGUAUCACAUCCGAAGAUCCAGGAGAGGGGUUCAAGCCAUCCAGUGGUAUGAUGCACGAAUUGAACUUCAGGAGUAGUUCUAAUGUCUGGGGUUACUUUUCCGUGAGCAAUGCCUCCAGUAUCCACAGUUUUUCAGACAGUCAAUUUGGUCACAUCUUCGCCUACGGAGAGAACCGGUCAGCAUCCAGAAAGCAUAUGGUUGUCGCUCUGAAAGAGCUGAGUAUUCGUGGUGAUUUCCGGACCACCGUUGAGUACCUUAUUAAGCUUUUGGAAACUCCCGCGUUCGAGGACAACACCAUUACCACCGGAUGGCUUGACGAGCUCAUCUCCAACAAAUUGACUGUGGAGCGGCCGGACCCUAUGAUCGCCGUUGUUUGCGGUGCUGUUUGCAAGGCCCAUAUUGCCAGUGAAGCCUGUAUUUCCGAGUACCGGACAAGCUUGGAGAAGGGUCAGGUACCUGCAAAGGACAUCUUAAAGACUGUCUUCCCAAUCGACUUCAUCUACGAUGGUCACCGAUACAAGUUCACGGCCACACGCUCAAGCUUGGAUAGUUAUCACUUGUUCAUCAACGGCUCGAAAUGCUCAGUUGGUGUUCGAGCCCUCAGCGACGGUGGUCUGCUUGUCCUUCUCAACGGGCGAAGUCACAACGUUUACUGGAAGGAAGAAGUGGGCGCGACUCGAUUGAGCGUCGACAGCAAGACUUGCCUUCUUGAACAAGAAAACGACCCCACCCAGCUUCGAACACCUUCUCCAGGAAAGCUGGUGAAAUUCACUGUCGACAACGGAGAGCACGUCAAGGCUGGUGAACCCUUCGCUGAGGUUGAAGUUAUGAAGAUGUACAUGCCUCUGCUUGCCCAGGAGGAUGGUAUUGUGCAACUCAUUAAGCAGCCAGGAGCAACUCUCGAGGCUGGUGACAUUCUUGGUAUACUGGCUCUUGACGACCCUUCUAGAGUCAAGCACGCUCAGCCUUUCCUCGGCCACCUUCCGGACCUUGGACCACCACAAGUUGUUGGUACCAAGCCCGCCCAGCGAUUCCUUCUGCUCCACAACAUUCUCAAGAAUAUCCUGGAUGGGUUUGACAACCAAGUCAUUAUGGCUUCGACUCUCAAGGAGCUGAUCGAUGUUCUGCGUGACCCUGAAUUGCCAUAUGGUGAAUGGAAUGCCCAGUUCUCAGCUCUGCACUCCAGAAUGCCUCAACGCCUUGAUGCCCUUUUCACCCAAAUCGUGGACCGCGCGAAGUCACGCAAGGGUGAGUUCCCGGCUAAGAACCUCUCAAAGGCCCUUCAGAAGUUUUUGGACGAGAAUGUCGCUCCGGGCGAUGUUGCUCUCCUCAAAGGUACUCUCGCCCCCUUGACGGAUGUCUUGGAGAGAUAUGCGGAGGGCCAGAAGGUCCACGAGUUUGCUGUUUUCUCGGGCCUACUAGAGCAAUAUGCCUCCGUCGAACGACUGUUCUCUGGUCGGACGGCUCGUGACGAAGAAGUCAUUCUGAAGCUCAGGGAUGAGAACAAGGACGAUAUUUUCAAGGUCAUUCAAGCCGUGCUCUCUCACAGCAGAAUCGGUGCCAAGAACAACCUCAUCCUUGCUAUUCUCGAGGAGUACAAGCCAAGCAAACCAAACGCUGGCAAUGUUGCUAAAUACUUCCGUCCUGCUCUCCGAAAGCUCACCGAAUUGGAGUCACGGCAGACUGCCAAGGUCUCAUUGAAGGCAAGGGAAGUCCUCAUCCAGUGCGCUCUGCCUUCGUUGGAGGAACGUGCCGCUCAAAUGGAGCACAUUCUGCGUUCUUCAGUAGUGGAGUCAAGAUAUGGCGAGACUGGGUGGGAGCACCGGGAACCCGACCUUGAGGUUCUUAAGGAGGUCGUGGAUUCCAAAUACACUGUCUUCGAUGUACUGCCCAUAUUUUUCGGCCACCAGGACCCCUGGGUGUCCCUAGCCGCUCUGGAAGUUUACAUCCGACGAGCAUACCGUGCUUACUCGCUGAAGAAAAUCGAAUAUCACAACGAGACAGCCGAAUCUCCUUUCAUCGUCUCUUGGGACUUUGUUCUGCGUAAGGUUGGCAUCUCGGAAUAUGGCAUGCCCGUCCAAUCGUCCGCCCCAUCCACGCCCGCGACCCCUUCAUAUGAGGGUAGCAACCCAUUCAAACGUGUCAGCUCGAUCAGUGACAUGUCCUACUUAGUCAACAACCCCGAAAAAGAGCCAACGAGAAAGGGUGUCAUCGUUCCGGUUCAGUACCUCGAUGAGGCUGAAGAGUACUUGAUGCGAGCACUUGAGGUUUUCCCUGUUGCCGGCGACCGGAAGAAGAGCUACCCAAACAACGGGCUGAUGCCGGAUCUUGGUGGCAAGCGCAAGGCACCCCCGCCAAGAUUGGACAGCGACGAUGAGCUUUCUGCGGUCUGCAAUGUCGCAAUUCGUGAUUCUGAAAGUCUCGAUGACACCGAGAUGCUUGCCCGGAUUCAGCUCAUUGUCAAGGAGUACAAGGAGGAGCUGUUGGCUCGCCGCAUUCGCCGUUUGACAUUCAUUUGCGGUCACAAGGAUGGAUCAUAUCCUGGCUACUACACUUUCCGCGGCCCCGAAUAUGAGGAAGAUCAGAGUAUUCGUCACAGCGAGCCAGCCUUGGCCUUCCAGCUUGAACUUGGAAGACUCUCGAAAUUCAAUAUCAAACCCGUCUUCACCGAGAACCGCAACAUCCACAUCUAUGAGGCCAUUGGCAAGGAUGUUCAAAGUGACAAGCGUUACUUCACCCGAGCCGUCGUGCGUCCUGGUAGACUUCGGGAUGAGAUCCCAACUGCCGAGUAUCUGAUCUCCGAGUCUGAUAGAUUAAUGAAUGAUAUCUUGGAUGCUCUCGAGGUUAUUGGAAACAACAAUUCCGAUCUCAACCAUAUCUUCAUCAACUUCUCCCCAGUUUUCCCUCUCCAACCUCCUGAGGUUGAGAAGGCACUUGGCGGGUUCCUGGAGCGUUUCGGCCGUCGUCUUUGGCGCUUGCGUGUCACUGGUGCUGAAAUCCGCAUUAUCUGCACUGAUCCCACCACCGGCAUGCCAUAUCCUCUCCGCGUUGUCAUCACGAACACAUCUGGCUAUGUGAUCCAAGUUGAGAUGUACGCCGAGCGCAAAUCCGAGAAAGGUGGUGAAUGGGUCUUCCAGAGCAUUGGAGGCACUACAAAGAUUGGAUCCAUGCACUUGCGACCUGUAUCAACGCCAUACCCGACAAAGGAAUGGCUCCAGCCAAAGCGAUACAAGGCUCACCUCAUGGGCACUCAGUAUGUCUACGAUUUCCCCGAGCUUUUCAGGCAAGCCAUUCAGAACAGCUGGACCAAAGCUGUCAGUAAACACUCAUCCUUGGCGGACAAGCAACCCCCGACUGGCGAGUGCAUUGACUACAGUGAGCUCGUCCUCGAUGACCAAGAUAACCUCGCCGAAGUCAUUCGUGAGCCAGGUACCAACACUCACGGUAUGGUUGGAUGGCUCGUGACUGCUAGGACUCCUGAGUAUCCCCGUGGCCGGAAGUUCGUCAUUGUUGCAAACGACAUCACCUUCAAGAUUGGUAGUUUCGGACCCAAGGAAGAUUUAUUCUUCCACAAGUGCACGGAACUCGCAAGGAAGCUUGGUAUUCCUCGCAUCUACCUUUCUGCCAACUCUGGUGCUCGUAUUGGUAUGGCUGAGGAACUCAUUCCGCACUUCAACAUUGCCUGGAACGAUCCAGAGAAGCCAGAGCUUGGAUUCAAGUAUCUCUACCUCGAUGCCGAGGCAAAGAAACGGUUCGAGGAUGGCAAGACACGGGAUGUUAUCACCGAGGAGGUGACGGAAGAUGGUGAGACGAGAUACAAGAUCACUACCAUCGUCGGUGCCGAGGAUGGUCUUGGUGUCGAAUGUCUGAAGGGCUCCGGUUUGAUUGCUGGUGCUACAAGCAGAGCCUACGAGGACAUCUUCACCAUUACUUUAGUGACGUGUCGAUCAGUCGGUAUCGGUGCAUAUUUGGUCCGCUUGGGUCAGCGUGCCAUCCAAAUUGAAGGCCAGCCCAUCAUUCUGACUGGUGCUCCUGCCCUCAACAAGGUCCUCGGUCGUGAAGUCUACACUUCUAACUUGCAACUCGGUGGCACUCAAAUUAUGUACAAGAAUGGUGUCUCACAUAUGACCGCCAACGAUGAUUUCGAGGGUGUCUCCAAAAUUGUUGAGUGGAUGGCGUACGUUCCAGACAAGAGAAACAACCCGCUUCCGAUCGGACCUGCUGUCGACUCGUGGGACCGGGAUAUCGUCUACUCACCACCACCGAAGCAAGCGUACGAUGUGAGACACCUGAUUGCCGGCGUGGAGGACUCUGAAGGUUACCAGUCUGGUCUCUUUGACAAGGACUCGUUCGUUGAAUCUCUUGGUGGCUGGGCCAAGACUGUGGUCGUUGGUCGUGCUCGACUUGGUGGUAUCCCCAUGGGUGUCAUUGCUGUUGAGACUCGCUCAGUCGAGAACAUCACUCCUGCUGAUCCUGCAAACCCCGAUUCUGCCGAGCAGAUUACCAUGGAAGCAGGUGGUGUCUGGUAUCCCAACUCCGCUUUCAAGACCGCUCAGGCGAUCAAGGAUUUCAACAAUGGUGAACAGUUACCAUUGAUGAUCUUGGCCAACUGGAGAGGUUUCUCUGGUGGACAGAAGGACAUGUACAAUGAAGUUCUCAAGUAUGGAUCUUACAUUGUUGACGCUCUUGUCAAGUACGAGCAGCCGAUCUUUGUCUACAUCCCUCCCUUUGGAGAGUUGCGAGGUGGUUCAUGGGUGGUCGUCGAUCCAACCAUCAACCCCGAGUUCAUGGAGAUGUACGCUGAUGAAGAUGCCCGUGGUGGUGUUCUUGAGCCAGAAGGUAUUGUCAACAUUAAGUACCGCCGUGAUAAGCAGCUUGAGACCAUGGCACGCCUGGAUCCGGAAUACGGUGCGCUGCGUAGACAGUUGGCCGACCCAUCUCUGAGCAAGGAGCAAAUGAAUGAAGUCAAGGCCAAAGCGACUGCUCGCGAGCAACUUCUGUUACCAGUUUACAUGCAAGUCUCGUUGCAAUUUGCGGAUCUCCACGACCGGGCCGGACGCAUGAAGGCCAAGAACACUAUCAGACAAGAACUUCAGUGGAGAGAGGCUCGCCGAUUCUUCUACUGGCGUGUGCGUCGUCGUGUGAACGAAGAGUACAUCUUGAAACGCAUGUCAACUUCCAACAAGAACCCGCUCACGACCCGAGCCCGCAACCUGGAGACACUGGCAGCCUGGACCGGCAUCCCCAACUUUGCUACUGCUGAUCGCGAUGUUGCCAUGUGGUAUGAGGAGAACCGGAAGACGGUCCACGAGAAGGUGGAGGCGUUGAAGACGGAGAGUGUCGCAUUUGAUGUCGCUAGUCUGUUGAGAGGCAACAGCAAGGGUGGUUUGAAGGGUGUUCAGCAAGUUCUCAGCAUGUUGCCCGCUGAAGAGAGGGAAGAGGCGCUCAGAUAUUUGAGCCAGGCUUAG